This is a messenger RNA of Pseudogymnoascus destructans, 2333 nucleotides long. RefSeq lists its product as uncharacterized. Gene Ontology annotation, biological process: mRNA processing. The coding region runs from base 538 to 2265 and encodes 575 amino acids. The record is from RefSeq and is a predicted model, not a curated record. The transcript is spliced from 5 exons. NCBI's taxonomy places the organism in Eukaryota, Fungi, Ascomycota, Leotiomycetes, Thelebolales, Thelebolaceae. Gene Ontology annotation, cellular component: nucleus. Gene Ontology annotation, molecular function: RNA binding.
GCACAUCUUGCUGUCGCACGCACAACUUGCUGUCGCCACCUACGAGCGAAGCGAGUGGGUGGAACACCGAGUACUAGGACCACAUUUCUACCGAGGAACUACGUGUCCAAGUUCUAGAGGACAGGAAGCCACCCGACAGAAAGCAACAAAAAGUCGAGCCACGGGCGCAAACCAUGCUGAAACUGAACUAAUUGAAGAGUAAAUUGUCAAAGACGACCUAGAGGAGGAAUUAGACUACAUUAUAGAGUAGUCGAGUACUAAACUAAGAAAUUGAUUGUUUUCCGGCCAGACUGGUGGUGUUCGUGACAACUAGGCGAUCAACGCCAUUAGCGAAUUUGCGCCUUAAAAUAGCGCUAUGCCACCACAAGAUCAACUUCUACAAGACCAACUUCUACCCUGUCGCAUCCUCACCAACUUCUCAAUCAACACUCAUCCUUCCAACAAAGGAAAACCAGAAUCCUGCGGAAAGAAAAGGUGAACCCUCCCCCUUCCACAGCAAAACCAACCACAAGCCACCCACCCAGCUUCCUCUUCACCAUGUCCGAACUCGACGUUGAAGCCCUCCUGGACUCCACCGCUGCAACAUCUACUGAACAAAAUGGUAGUUCUACUCAGCCGCGCGACGCCGACGACCGCCACCAGUCCGAGCGCAACGAGCGUCGUGACCGCGACCGUCUCCGGAAGCCCAGCCGCGACAGGAAACACCGCAACCGCAGCGCGGAGGUCGAUGAGGACCUGAAGCAGCCCGGGAGCGAGCAUGGGAGCGCACAGGGGAGCCAGAAGAGUAGGCGCAGGAGCAGGAGCCGCGAUGCUGACGGACGGCACUCUCGUCGUCAUAGGGAUGCACCACACGAUAAUGGGGAUUACUACCGAGGCGGGGGCAGGCCGAGGUCGAGGUCUAGGUCGCCGGGGAGAUACUAUAGGCCACGGGGGGGUGAUAGACGGGAUCGCGAUCAGAGGGAUGAGCGAAGGGUGGGAGGGGGUGAGCGGAGGAGAAGCAGGAGCCCGAAGGGUGGUAAGGGCAGUCGGGAUGGGACGCCGCCGCUGACGGAGGAUGAGAGGGAUAAACGCACUGUUUUUGUGCAGCAGCUGGCAGCGAGAUUGAGGUCUAAAGAACUGAUUGCAUUCUUCGAGAAGGUUGGCCCCGUCAAGGAGGCGCAGAUCGUCAAAGACAGAGUUAGCGGCAGAUCCAAGGGUGUUGGUUAUGUCGAAUUUAAGAAUGAGGAGUCUGUUGCUGCUGCCAUUCAGCUUACUGGCCAGAAACUCUUAGGCAUCCCCAUCAUCGCACAGCUCACAGAAGCCGAGAAGAACCGUCAAGUCAGAACCGCUGAACCUGCCAGCAAUAACCCGAACCAGAUCCCAUUCCACCGUCUCUAUGUUGGUAAUAUCCAUUUCAGCAUCACUGAAGGCGAUCUACAGAAUGUUUUCGAACCCUUUGGAGAGCUCGAGUUUGUGCAGCUCCAGAAGGAAGAUCAGGGUCGAAGCAGAGGAUACGGAUUUGUCCAAUUCCGCGAUCCCCACCAAGCCCGUGAGGCGCUCGAGAAAAUGAACGGGUUCGAUCUCGCAGGUCGACCCAUCCGUGUUGGUCUUGGCAAUGAUAAGUUCACCCCUGAGUCCACUGCGAGCCUUCUACAGAGAUUCCAGGGCCAGAGUCACCAGCAACAGUUCCAGGGCUCCGCAUUCUCUGGCGCAGGCGGUCGCGGCCCUCAGGCAAGCGGAGGCGGCGGCGGCGCAUUCGACCGGGCGGGCGGCCGCGAUAACGAUAAGGGUGCGGGAGGCGCCAGCGCGCUCGAUGACACCGAUGUGGGGGGGGUCAACUUCAAUAACUAUAGUAGGGACGCCUUGAUGAGAAAGUUAGCCCGAACCGAUGAGCCGGCCCCGGCGACCAAUGGCCGCGAUGACAGACGCGAAGUGGCUAAGCCAAGAACAGAGGUUAAGCCUCCUCCGAUUAAUGUUAACACUGCCAGUCGCUGCGUCGUUCUGAGGAACAUGUUUGAUCCUGCUGAGGAAACCGGUGAGAACUGGGAAAAGGAGCUCGAGGACGAUGUCCGCGCCGAGGCUGAGGAGAAAUAUGGUCACGUCGUUCACAUCUCUCUAGAUCCGAACUCGCAAGGUGACAUCUACCUCAAGUUCGACCGCGUCCAGGGCGGCGAGAACGCCAUCCAGGGCCUCAACGGGAGGUAUUUCGGCGGCCGCAUGAUCAGCGCCACGCCCGUCGUCGACGCCGUCUACAGCACCAUGUUCUCGCGCACCAAGGCCAUCUGAUGCAUUUCUGAGUACUCUGGUGUUUUGAGCUUGAGCUAACAGUAGGUUAUUUGAGAAUUGAGAAUGGG